UUGGGUUCCGGUAACGACGAUUGUUCAUCGUUGCUUAUUUAAUGACGCUUCAUAUAAUCCUCUUACCAAUUAUCUCUAUAUAUUAAAUUUAAUAAUAUUAUAUUUAGUUUUAAUAAGUAAACAAUAAUGGAAAUUUACACAUUUGAUAAAAGUCUUCAAGAAAGACUGAUAGAAUUCAGUGAGAUAUUAUCAAGUCGUGGUGAGACUGUACCAGCAUCACAAGUUAAAUUAGAAUGGAUGAAUUACGUUGAACUUGUAAUAGAACCAACCGGGUGGCAAGCGUUAUGGAAAAUUCCUCGUUUGACUUGUCAAGAAUUUAAAAUUCAUUAUCCCACCAUUGUCGUUGUCCAAGCUGAACAAGUAGAUUUUAAUGAUCUUUCAGCAUUAGUUAAAAUAGUAGCUGUACAAGAUGAAAUACAUUUGCCUGCAAAAUACGAUGUUCCUUUGAUAGAAUUAUAUCCAACGCAAAGUCAAUUAAAUACAACUUUGGAUAUGAUUGGUACUUCCUGUUGUAUCGAUCAAUUGAGAUUCUUUUAUAAUUAUUUAUGGAUGCCAUGGGACAUUGAUGAUGAUGAGGAUUCAGAUUGGGUGACUUUACAUUUAGAAUCUAGAAUUAGAUUAUUCUUCGAUAUGAAAAGGGGUUGUGUCAGUAAGGAUACUUGCGAUGUUAUCAGAUCAUUGACAAGAGAAGGUAGAGAAAUACAGCAUAGAAUUUCUAAAUUAGAAGAAGCAAUGUCUGAUGAGGAAGAAAGUGAAAAUUGUUUAUUGGACGAUGGAAAAGCUUGUCAGUUGAUGAAUCUUCAUUUUAGAUUGCAACAGAUUAAAACAGAAAUGGAGGUACUUGAAAAUCCUGCGAUCAGAGAUAUCAUAUCGCGGAAUCAAAAAUCUUUUAUGGUAGAAGAACAAACGAGAAAGUCUGAGAACAAGGACAAAAAAAAGGAGGCUCAUUUUGUAUGGCUUGGUAGUACUGUGACUGAAUUAAAAAAUGCAUUGAGUCAAAUCGAAACAAUCUUUUCAUCAGAUCUGUUCUUCAAGAUCUAUGGAUGUCUACAGGAAGCUUUACUUGCUGCUGACAAAAAUGAUAUUGUUGUAGUUGGAGAGGGAUUACAUCAAAUUAGAGGGUCCGGUGGUUUGGAAGAAGGCGGUAUUAUUAAAGGAAUUGGCACAGCAGAAAAUAUAAUUCUUUCUGCAAAUGACAUAGAAAGUUUACCAUCCUUGUUAGACUUUUCUGGCCAAGAAGUUCUACUAGAAAAUAUAUCUAUUAAUCUUGGUGAACUUCAGGCUGGUAUUAUUAUUAGAAAACAAUGUGUACGAAUGGUUGGUUGCAGAAUAUUUGCCUUGAAUCAAAGUAUUAUUAAAUUAGGCAUAGUCGUUUUACCAGGUGCAAAAUUAAUUAUGGAAAAGACAGUUUUCGAUGGAUUAGGAACUGCUGUUGUUGUUUAUGGAAGAGGUGAAGUCAGCAUGAGCGAAUGUAGUUUCAAGAGUUGUUCUGAGGGUAUUCAGUUACACGAUGAUGCUACUUUAAUGGCAAAAAAAUGUCUACUUGGAUUUUUCAAAGAAUAUGCUAUUCGAAUGGAAACACAGAAAUAUUUAAGUGGUCCUGAAAGCAAAGUUGGUAGUAUCGAAUUAUUAGACAAUGUAAAAGAAAUCUCAUUAGAGGAAUGCACGUUCCAAAGUAAUAUUAAAGCGGACAUCAUUUUAAAGUCAAGACUUUCAACAGCUUUUGUUUCAAGAGAUGGCGUUAAUAAUACUAUUGCUUCUUAAAUUACAAAAUUCUUAUUUGAGUUUGUAAUACUAUUUGAAUUAAUAUCAAUUUUAUACUUGUAAUGUUAUAACGCACACAUAUAUAUAUGUGCGCGUUAUUUAUAUAAUAUAUUAUAUUUUUAUAAGUGUAUAUUAUACUGUUACGAGUAUCUUAA
Polistes canadensis is the source of this 1919-nucleotide messenger RNA. RefSeq names its product SHC SH2 domain-binding protein 1 (gene nesd). Bases 127 to 1764 code for a protein of 545 amino acids. Gene Ontology annotation, biological process: male meiosis cytokinesis; spermatogenesis. The record is from RefSeq and is a predicted model, not a curated record. The transcript is spliced from 5 exons. NCBI's taxonomy places the organism in Eukaryota, Metazoa, Arthropoda, Insecta, Hymenoptera, Vespidae.